This is a messenger RNA of Cherax quadricarinatus, 10411 nucleotides long. Its product is annotated as trypsin-1. Gene Ontology annotation, molecular function: serine-type endopeptidase activity. The record is from RefSeq and is a predicted model, not a curated record. Lineage: Eukaryota; Metazoa; Arthropoda; Malacostraca; Decapoda; Parastacidae. Gene Ontology annotation, biological process: proteolysis.
CAACCUCCAUCUAUUAAGAGUAAUCUAGUCUGAAAAAUAGGUAUUAAAAUAAACUCUCAUUGUAUAUUAACUUAAGAGUUCCAUGUACAAUUGAUGUAUACAUGUAUAUUCAAGCUUUGUUUUCUCUCAUAUUAUUCACUAUAUCUUUUACAUGAUCUUUGUGGGUUUAGUGCUUAAUUUUCAUUGUAAUAAUAACAAUAUAUGUUUUACAGGUAAGAGUGUGGAGGUAUUAUGCCAGAUGCAUUACUUUAGUUCUCUGCAACUGCCAUAAUUUAGUUUACACAAAACAGUGGUAAGGCCUGACAUAAUUUUUGUUCACUUAUAUUUAUAGUGACUUAGUUCUUUAUAAGGCAUUUUAUUCAACUUUUAAUACAUAAUUGUUAGAAAAUCAUUAUUAUAAAGUUAUGUCAAGACACUGGUAAUAAUCUUUUGAAAAAUAACACUAUUUUCAUAAAUUCAAACACAUUAUAAAAUUAGUGAAAAAUAUAUUAAUACAAUAAAAUAAACAAUAAAUGGAAUCUUUAUUUGGUAACGAGUCUAGCAACUGUAGAAAGAUACAGCAUUAAACGUGUGCAUUCAUCUUCACUAUGUAUGUUACACUAUACUACAGUGGACCCCUGUGUUUCAUGAUUAUUCUGUUCCAGAGUCUGCCGAAAGUUGGAAUUCACGAAUGUCAAAACCAUUUUCCCCAUAAGAAAUAAUUGUAAAUCCAAUUAAUCCAUUCCAGACACCCAAAAGUAUUAACAAAAGUUAAUCUUUUUAUAGAUUAAAUAUAGAUUUAAAUACAGAAAAGAAUGAGAAAUCAAGAAUAAAACAAUAAUAACAUCACACGUACCUUUAUUGAAGACUUUUGUUAGUGUAUGGAAGACGGGAGGAGGGAAGAGGAUGGAGAAGUUACACUAUUGUUUGGAAGGGGAAUUUCCUUCCAUAAAGAGGAAUCCCCUUCCAUAAAGAGAGCUCUUGCAGCUCUACCCUCUACCACCCUCUACCACCAUCACAGCCACUACCACCUUCUACCACCACCACUUUCGGAUUUUUCUACAAACUUUUUGUUUUAUUCUAUCGUGUUUCUUUUCUUCUGUACCAACGAGCUGACACUAAAAGCUAUCUUUGGGCCCAUGGUGGCUUAUUUAGCAGUUGCAAGCCCAAUAAAGAAUUGAUUAUUUUGAAAUGUAUCAUAUGAACGUGUGUGGUGAUGGUCACUCAUCCACAAACAAUGCCACACUGACUCCUGAAUGCAGUGUGGGAGCCUUUGUGUAUGCCCGGCCACUCCCAGCAGCACGGACACAUUCCGUACGACGGACAAAUCACGAAGGAAAUCACGAACCGCGAGGCUUUAUUUUGGUGAAAAAAGUUGCCAAAAGUCAAAAUUCACAAAGCGCGAGGCUCGCGAAACUCGGGGGUCCACUGGACUUAUUAAACCUCCUUUUAUGUUGCACCAUACUAUGUAUUAUUAUUUAUGUUUCAUUUUGUAUAUGUUACACUAUACUGCUUAAUUAAUCUUGACUGUAUAUAUAUAUUACACAGUACUAUUAAUUCUUCACUAUGUAUAUGACAUCAUGCUACAGUACUGUGAUUCAUCAUUCAAUAUAUAUGUUACACCAUACUACUAUUAUUGAACUUUCACUAUAUAUGUUACACGUGUGUGUAUGUGUGUGUGUGUACUUUUAACACGUCAACCAUUUCCCACUGAGACAGGGUAACCCAAAAAGAAAGAAAAAACUUUCAUCAUCAUUCAACACUUUCACCAUCAAUCAUACACAAUUACUGUCUUUGCAGAGAUGCUCAGAUACGACAGUUUAAUGUCCCUCCAAACUACCAAUAUCCCAACCCUCUCCUUUAAAGUGCAGGCAUUGUACUUCCCAUUUCCAGGACUCGAGCCCGGUUAACCCAGUUUCCCUGAAUCCUUUCACAAAAUAUUACCCUGCUCACACUCCAGCAGCUUGUGAAAUCCCAAAAAACAUUCGUUUCCAUUCACUCCUAUCUAACAUGGUUGGUAGACAGCAACCACCCAGGGAGGUACUACCGUCCUGCCAAGUGAGUGUGAGACAGAAAUCUGUAAUUGUUUUACAUGAUGGUAGAAUUGCUGGUGUCUUUUUUUCUGUCUCAUAAACAUGCAAGAUUUCAGGUAUGUUUUGCUGCAUUAGAUCACGCUACACAUGCAUGUACAAGUAUACAUGUAUAUAUAAACACCUCUAUGGGUUUUGUUCUAUUUUCUUAUUAGUUCUUGUUUAUUUCCUCUUAUCUCCAUGGGGAAGUAGGACAGAAUUCUUCCUCUGUAAGCCAUGUGUGUCAUAAGAGGCGACUCAAAUGCCGGGAGCAAGAGGUUAGUAACCCCUUCCCCUGUAUACAUUACUAAAUUUAAAAAGAGAAACUUUUGUUUUUCUUUUUAGGUAUGGUGCACACGGGAGACUGAUACUUAUGAUGAUGUACAUUUCAGCCUGACUUGGACCACUAAUUACUUACAUGACAAGUUAACGGUCCAAGUCUCAUACAUGCGGGUUACUUGUGUAUGACAACUACACUUCUAAGACAACCUCAGUUACUAUUACUGUUACCACUACCACUAAUAUUUCUGCUAAUAACAAAACCACUCCAGUACUACUAUUAAUGCUACCACAGCUACUACCAUUACUACUUCAAAUAUCACAAUAUCAUAGACUCUACUACAGGUCGGCCAUCACUAAUCCGGCAAUCAGUUAUCCGUUUCCAUCAGUAAUCUGACACUAACUUUGGCUAGCAUAAUUUCAAAUUUCAUCAUUAUACUGACUCAGAAAUUGUGCAGGUAGUUGUACAUCCACAGCAGCAAGCCAGUGGAGGAGAAAGCAGGGAUGAAAAUGAGGAAGAUAUAGCAGAAAGAGUCUCUAUUGGUAGGUUAAUUAAGUGUUUUCUAGCCUAACCACUCAGUAAUCCAGCACACUGAUGCCGGAUUAGUGAUGGCCGACCUAUAGUAUUACUGUUGUUGUGGCUAUUACACUACCACUGUUAUUACCACUUUCGCUAAACAAAUGUCACUACCAACACUGCAGCUACCACUACUCCCAUUAAUUAACUGAGUUUAUGGUAAUAUUGGAUGGUGUAUACAGGUACAACACAGAUGUUGUGCAUACCUGUAUAAAAGACAUGCACUCGGGCACAUGCAUUCACAAUUUUGAGGGUUUAUUGUGUGUGCCAUCCAAGCAGUGUCUGGGGAAAUGUAUAUGUAAGAGAAGUGUGUAAGUUUAAAUAUGUGGAUGAAGACAAAAAGGGACAAUGGAAGUUGAGCUGUGUUCUCUCUUAUGUGUGACUAUGACCAUAAUAAACUUUUUGAUAAUUACAUACAGUACUAAUAUUUGAAUCAGAUAAUUGUACCUAGAAGCAUAUUGUGGAAUUAAUUAUUAUUUAAUCAAGUCUUCAAAAAUGUUGACAGAUUCUUGGAUAUCUGGAUCAAUUUUAUAAUCUACUCACUGUUGGAGGAUAGAUCACACCUCCCCCCCCCCACACACACACAAUGCAUACACCUGUAUGCAUGCAUGCCUGCACACACAUGCACACAUUCACACACAUACAUACACAUACACUUACACAUUAAUGCUUAGAAGUUAGGCAAAAUAGACACAUGUAUUUUUCUCCUAUUUGAAAAUUUGUAUUGUUAUUGCCAUAUACUGUACUAUGUGUGGCCUAUUGCCAUAUGUCAUAUAUGAGCUGUUGCCAUGUACCAUGACUGACCUCUCUCUCCUGAAGUUUACAGGCAGUGCGAGACGGACCUGGUCUCUUAUUGACUGGGGCUCAAGAUGACCACUUCUAACAUAGGCCUCAGAAAAAUCUCUCAUAGUACGUAUGUGAAUGUGUCAAAGAACUGCAUCAUUCUCUUUUCUUUAUUGGAUUUUCCCUCAUUGGAAAAAUAAUAAAUAAGUAGAGUUUCCAUGAUUAUAGUUUUAUUACAUAAUAAGAGAGAUUUCAUGAAUGAGAGAUUUUUUUGAAUUUUUGCCACAGUUCAGACAAAUUGCCAUGGACCAAAACUUAUCAAAACUAUCUAGUUCAAGCUUAAAGUGUUAUGUUUCAGAAGGUAAGUAAUGUCUGAGUCUUGCCAAUAGAUGAACAAUAUUCUGGCUGCUUGCUUUGUCACUUAUAAUCAGCUAUAAUUUUUAUCAGUAAUGUUACCAAGAUAAUUCAGCAAAAUUUCAAUAUUAAACAGAAUUGAAUGGAACAUGAUUGUACUAUAAAGUGCAAGCACAAAGUGAAAAUGUGACAGGGUUGUCAAAAGAAUGAUGCACCAUCAUUUUUCUAUCUAAAGACAAUUAUUUUUUUCUUUAUUCAUUUAAUAUAGUAUACAUACUAUAUUCUAUAUGCAACAUUGUAUCAGUCAUGAUUCAGAAAAUCAUAAUAACACAAUUGCAAAUGAAUUGCAGAAUGAGUGAGGUAUAGACCAGGGGAUAGCACACUGGCAUGUGAGCUUUAAGACUCCUUUACCACAGGUUAAAAUCCCACCCAUUUUGUGAUUUGUAUCAGUCAUCUUAUGUUAUAGUGUCUUAUAUAGUGUUACAAAUGAUAUAAGCUGCUAAUUUGUUGUAUAGAUGAGUCUUCUGGGUGCUGCUAAUUGGGAGUUCAAAUGUGGGAAUAUUUCUCACUCUGGCUGCCAGGUGGGUCACAUAAGUACUUACUCUUGUGGAAUGGUGCAAAGAAAACAGCAAAUGCAUAGAAAAUUAUUUUCUUGGCUGUCACACAAAUGCACUUCACAUGAUUAAUGGAAAUAAAUUUCUAGCUACAUACCUGUAUAUGCACUUUACAUGGUGCAUAAAAAUAUAACUAAAUGAAUAAAAAUAACCAAAAUGCAAGUAGUUUCCAAUAUAAAUGAGAAAUAGUUGAGUUCAAGCAUAAUGAUAAAAUAAAUAAAAUCUUUAAAAUUUAUGGAUCUCUCACUUAAAUUUUAAAUUAGACACAUCAAAUAAUUCUUUUAAGUAACUGGAAAUGCUUAACAAAAUAAGUUUGAUGGCGAGUCAGGUUUACCCUGGUUAAUAAAGGUUCACUUUGUGAUGUCCCAUUUCUAUAAGUAUUUCUGUAAGUGCAACAUACAUUCAUUGCAUGUGAUUGGUGUGGUUCACAAAAUAUACUAUAGGUCUUAUGAUGUGGAAUUUAAGUCUUAAUGGCCUGACUGAGUUUAGUAGAGUAAUAUGGGUCUGGAAGACAUCUAUCACAUAAAGAGGCACAAAUUUGAUAAUAAAUUCUUGAGUUCUUCAGUCAGUUUUUUCCAUUGGCAAGGCAUGGAUAACUAGUCAUUAGAGGAAAUAGCCAAGUCACACUGGAAAUAUAUUAUCAGCAACAGGUAAGCUAAAGUACAGAAAGUCAGCAGUGUGUGACAGCAGCAGUCAACCACAUGGAAGUUCACUUAAAAUAAGCUAAGGUAUUUUAAAAAUGAGUCACUAAGUUGAACACACGGUUUUUCAGUCAGAAUUGUGCCAUUUGAUGAAUAAUUUCAGUCAGGAAGGCAAUGAAAAAGAGUUACUUAUGAUAUUAGUUCAUGAGUCAAACUGACUAUUCAUGUUGCCACCUAAAUGUUAAUAAAAUUGUAGGUGUGACCAUAAAUAAUGAGAAGUUUUGGUCAAGCAUUACGUAAGUAUAUAGUCCAACAACCAGCCAGUCAGGCAGUCUUCAAAUAUUGUACAUUACCACAUAGUCAGUCAUCCAGUCAGUCAACCAGCCAGUCAGUCUGUCAUCAGACAAAUCAGCCACUUAGUAUCAGUCUAUCUACUAAGGAGGGCCAGUCAAGAUGUUGGUAAGUGAAAGGGUCAUUAUGAAUAAUGAAAUCUUGGUAAGUAGUAAAUAUUCACUGAAAAGUCAACAGCUUCAGGAGACUGGAUAAGACAAUCAGUUACUUUCAGCAGGUCAGUCACACAAUUGAGGAAUUAAUCAACUAUGAAGCCAAGGCAGAAUUUAAAUACAAAUUCAAAGUGUCAGUUUGCCUUGUAAUAAAUAACUUCACUUAAAAUUACUGCCAAAUCCACUGUUCAGUUGGUAUAUGACUAAAAGAUAAAUAUCAUUUACAGAAUCCCUUGGCAGCUUAAUAUUUCAUAAUAAAUCAUAAUUUCAGAUUUAAUACUUUAGACUCAUUUUAUAGAGGAAUCUUAGAACUUUGAAAAAUAUACAUUGGAGGAAUUUGAAAAACUUUGAAAUGAGUAAAAGUAUUUAGGUAAACUUGGGAGAGUUACUUAGAAACAGUAUCCAGUUGUUACACAUAUAGUGUAACCUACCAAGCUGAAUCUUUUACUGUAUAAAUGUAUGUUAAAGGUGGCAUUUAUCUAACAGGUUAAACAAGGUAGUGUUUGGCCUUACUGAUACUUGUAUUCGAGGGAGGGAAAACAUGGUAGUGGCUGGCCUUCCUGAUACUGUAUUUGUAUAUAAGGUAGGGAAACGUGGUAGUGUGUAGCUUGAUAUUUUUUUUUUUAAGGUUGGGAAACAUAGUAGUGUAUGGCCUUCAUGGUGUUUGUAUGUAAGAGGGGGAAGCAUUGUAGUGUGGCCUUCCUGAUACAAGUACUUGUAUUUAACCCUUGAAGUGGCUGUCACAUAGAACUACGUACAUCAUUGAGGCCAGGGGUCUCCUCAUGUACUUCUACGUCAUGAGCUCGGCUCAUUUCUUUCUUUUUGUUUCUCUUUCUCUUUUACUUUCUCUUUCUGUUUUUUAAUUUCUUUUUCUUUUUCUUUCUCCUUCUUUUUUCUAUUUCUUUUUCUCUUUCUCUUGUUCUUUCUUUUUCUCUUUUUCUUUCUCUUGUUCUUUCUUUUUCUCUUUUUCUUUCUCUUUCUGUUUCUCUCUAUCUCUCUCUCUUUUGAUUAAAUAUCAGUCACUAAAAAGGUCACUUAUUGCACAAUACACAUGUUAGGUAAAAGGACACAAGCGCAACUAUUGUGACAUUAUAUUUUGGCAAUGUUUUGUUCUAGAGGAGCCUUGUUAAGUCAUUACACAAUUUACAAGGAGCAGCAGUACAAUAAUGUAAUUUACAAAGCAUUUAACAAAUGUUACACUGUGCUUUAUUAACACUUUUAUGAUGUACAUUCGUAUAAGUUAUAACUUAUUGGCCAUUCAAAGGAAUGCAAAAGAAGGGUUCUUGAGCCUGGAAAGUGGUUCUGCUUUCCACUUCCUUGGAUCAAAUCGCAUUGUCUGCCAUUCCCUGUGUGCUGUAUAAUUUUUAUGAGUUUAGUACUUCCUUUACAAAAUAAUAUUGAGGCACUGUGGGUAUAAUAAGAGAUUAUUGUUUCAACAUCUGUGGGCCUAGACUGUUUAAUAUCUUACAAGAAAAUACCAAACACACUGCCAGAACAAGUGGAGAAGUCUUCAAAAGGAAACUCAGCAAGUUCUAUACUUCAGUCAAGUCUCAGAUAAACCAGGCUUGAUGGAUAUGUGGGCCUGCUGGUUGCCAGCAGCAGCAACUUGGCUGAUUAGGAAGGUACUAGAUAAGCUUGGCCCAGGGCCAGGUUGCAGGAGUCAGAAAACUCUCAAAACCCAUCAAAGGUAUAUGAAAGGUAGGUUGGUUGAGGACAGUAUCUUGGAGAGGCCUGCUGCAGCUGGCUACUGGUCUGCUGCAGCUGGCUACUGGUCUGUUCGCAUCUUGGGUCUCUUUUGCUUUAGUUUUUUUUUUUUUUAAUUUACCCGGGUAGCUAUUGGGACCUCAGAAAUUUUAGCAGACUUAAUAUUAGCAUCCAUGUCUUAACUCUUACUUUGGGGUGGGAGGAGGGACAACUCCAGAAGUUGUAUAUAGGAGGGGCUCGUGAGUGGCAAGCUAGUUGGAAGAUUGGCUAGGGGACUUGGCUUGAAGCAGCAGCAUAUUAUUAUUUUUUAUAUUUGAGGGGCUUUGGGGAAGCUGAUGGAAUUUUGGAUGCUGCAGCUUUCCCCUUGCCCCUCUCCCUGGGUGGGAGAAUAGUGUAAGUUGCAGUAUGUGUAUGUACAUGUGCAUGAGUGAAGUACAUUUUGUUACAUAGGGUGCUGAAUGACUUUUUUGGUCAUCACUGCUCUCUUAAAGCUUAUUUUCAUCCUCCCAAGCUAGGCUUUUGACACUAAGUAAUCCACAAUUUAGUAUUGGUACUGUACCAUAGUAUAAUUCAUAAAUAGAUUUCUGACAAAUACAUUACAUGGUCCAGUACUAGGUUUCUCUACAAUACCUUACCUAUUACUAGGCUCCUUUACACAGUAUUGUAUCUAUUAUUAAGCUUCUAUUAACAUUACUUAAUCAUUACUAGACUCCUGUCCACAAUAGCUGGUCCAGCACUAGACUUGUACCUAUAAUACUAGGGUGUGCAAUGCUAGGCUCACACACUGCUCUUCAACCCUCCAUGACUGGAAUAACUGAAGUCUAUGCAGCCAGACAUGAAAGCUCAACUCCUCCUCCUGUAAGUGCAACGCUUCAUACAAAGGUGAGCAUUUUUUUUUUUGUUUGUUUUUCUUUUUAAUUCAUUAUUAAAAUACCUUAUUGGGAUUAAAUUUAAUGUAUUUGCAUUGAGCCUAGAGCAAUAUAUUUCUUCCAUGCCUAUCCCCUUUUCAAAAUUACCUUAAAUAUUACAUUUCUUUGCUAUAUUCAUAAAACUGCAUAAUUUUUUGUUCUUAAAUAUGUGAUUGUUCUCCCUGAGCAGGGAGGGAAAAGUUAGUUAUUGCAUUACUUAGGGUGUUUGUUUCUUCAGUUUGGACAUUAACAUAUUUGGUUAAGGCAUAUCUCAUUCAUUUGACAAUGAUAUAUUAAUGUUAAGAGUUCUUAAUGUCAGAGUAUAUUAUAAACUUAAUUAUAAAAUAAAUAUUUUGUGUACAUGUGUGUAUGUAUACGUGUGUGUGUGUGCAUACUAUAUAUAUUAAUAGUAGAAAUAAAACAUAAUUUUAAGGUAAAUAAGCUGUUUGAGAUAGAAUGUAUAGUUGUAGUAUUAUGCAGCUUGGUGGUGGUGGUGAGCGAGCUUACCCAAUGUUCUGGGGUUACAGUGGCAGGAGUGCCAUGCGGCCGAGCACAGCUCAGGGUGGGCAGGAUCAAGGGUGGAAUGGAUGCCAGCCCUGGAGAGUUCCCAUGGCUUGUCUCCAUCAGGGUAGCAGGCGCCACUGGUGGUCAUUACUGUGGUGGAGCUCUCAUACACCAGCGCUUCGUUCUCACUGCUGCACACUGUGUCCAUAGGAACAGUGCUAAGUAUGUGGUUGCUGUGGCUGGAGAACAUGACCUCAGUUCCCCUAAUAAUGGACACAGACAAGUGCUACGAGUCAAAGAAAUCAUCUCCCACUCUGAGUUCUCCAAGCGCUACAUCAACGACAUAGCACUUCUGGAGCUGGUUGAGGAUGCUCUCUGGAACAAGUAUGUUCAACCUGUAUGUCUUCCUGACCUCAACACUGAUGGUGUCACUGAUGCCCUUAAUGUCACCGUUGCUGGAUGGGGCAUGACCGAUGAGGCUUCUAAUGGAGGUCAUCAUGCUAGCUUGCUGCAGAAGGUGGUGGUGCAAGUGCUGUCUCGGUCAGACUGUCAACAAUGGUACUCCAGUCAUGCUGGAACAGCUGUUGUCCUCUAUGACACACACCUCUGCGCUGGCUUUGAAAAUGGCGAGAAGGAUGCCUGUCAGGGUGACAGUGGUGGUCCCCUGAUGACAGCUCCUGACAGCGAGGGACACCAGGUGACUGUGGGAGUGGUGUCAGCGGGUAUUGGUUGUGGUCGUCCAAGGCUGCCUGGCCUCUAUACUCGGGUGUCCCGAUACAUCGACUGGAUUAUCAAUAAGCUUAAGACGAGAGGUGUGAAUGUUAAGGUGUAGCCAAGUCUUCAGUAACUUUACCUUACUAGGAUACUUGGAUGGUUCCUCACCAAGACAUUACUUCACUGGGAAGAUACAUCACCAAGACAUUAUCUUACAGGAAAGAUAACUUACAAAGAUGAUAUAUUACCAGAGUACUUACAAACUACAGUAUGAGUGGGGUUAGAACCUAUGGCAAGCGAGUUGUAAAACUCCAAGUUAGUGUGUAAGCCACUGAGCUAGCUGGCUACUGUGGUUUGUUUGCAAUCAUAUUAUGAUUUCGUGAGUCAUGAUGGCAACUUUGAGGGGACUAGAGCUAGAGUUCAUUGCAGCCAUACUGGCAGGAGAUUCAUCUGUAAAAACUUGCAUUUGUGGUCACAGUGGGGGUCCAUGCUAACUUCCCUAUGGUGUAUAAAUAUACCUACUUGGAUAAAUCUUACUGUAGCCUGCUGGCCCAGUGGCUUACGCACUGGCCUGCAGUUUUACAACUCGCUUGGCAUGGGUUCUAACCCAUAUUAUGGUUUGUUUGCAAUUGAGUUAUUAUGAUUUUGUAAGACCAGAAUACCUCAUGAGUAUGCACAUGCACGUGUGUACACACACACACACACACACACACACACACACACACACACACACACACACACACACACACACACACACACACACACACACACACACACACACA